Molecule: messenger RNA, 4403 nt
Organism: Penaeus indicus
Lineage: Eukaryota; Metazoa; Arthropoda; Malacostraca; Decapoda; Penaeidae
Product: mucin-2-like
Exons: 1
Coding region: 1-4002 (1333 amino acids)
Source: RefSeq, a predicted model, not a curated record
AUGGAGAAACUUCUCGGAGCUGAUACUUCGCGGCACGAAAAAGCCGUGGCCAGGGAGUCCUUCGAGGGUAUAUCAGAGCGCAUGGACGUCGACGAUCCAGACGUCCAGAAAGUGUCCACGGAGGUUCGAAGUGGACGACGCGGACGGGUGCGUGUGGUGACUCUGCGGCGCCCAUUGUCCGUGUCAGAAGUGCGGGAGGAUCCACCCCUCGAUUUCACAUCUUUGAACUUGAAUAACGUAAACACAUUUGGAGGCUUUGGAAAACGUCUUACACCUCUGAAACCAAGUGGUCUAAGACCGUUAGCUUCUGCGGAAUCCGAUGACAAAGAUUCGGCUACCCUUGCCAUUAAUAGGGUGCCUGCAUCAGCAAUUCCUCCUUCGGGUACAAGAACCCAACGUCCCAACGUCGUUGUCACGACAGAAGGUCCAAGAGCUGUAGCAACAACGAGAGCACCGAGUCGAGGGAGGUUCAGGCCGACCAGACCUCCGACUGCGUCUCGUACGAGACCAACCACGUCUGUAUCGACCUCUCUUACGGCAGAGGGACCUCCUGCCACGACGUUUAGACCCAGCAUCACAACGACACUUUCUGGUCUUCUAACAACUGCUCAAGGGGGCCCGACAACAAAGCAGCCCCACGUGCAAUUCCCCAGCAGGUCGAGAGCGGGAGCAGGCAGAGGAACCACCAAGCCUCAAGUAACCUCACUUCGGCCAAUUACGACCACAGCACAACCUUUUUCACCACAGCGCAGAAAACCAGGUGCUUCACGAGCCAGUACUGCAAGACCCAAACCUCAAGAAUCUGAUGAUGUAUCUGCCGAAGAAGAGGAAAUUUUCAUUGUGUUGAAGGAUGUACAGCGUAUCACAGCACCAAGACGGCCAACCAACCCUUCAGUUGUGUCGAAUAGAGUUCCUCCUCCAUCUCCUACUCCUCCUCCUUCAAACCUUCCUCUGUCAUCUGCAGGGGGCCUAAGAAAAGCGAGACCACCACACUCCCAGUCUCUUACUCCUGUUGCUCUUAAUUCCUUGCGUCCAAGCCCUGUUACUCCUGAAGGUGCUGUCUCUUCGACGAGAACGAAAGACCAGCAAAAUCUUCCACCCUCCACUUUCCGACCUCCACUUGGCACGACCUUCACCAAGUUCUCCUUUGGUCAAGCGAACUUCACUGUUGUGUCAAACCCUACUUCUCCCCCACAGUCACCACAUACACCUGGAACCUUUUCUGCUACAGCUUCCCCUGGUGCUUCAAUUGCUGCUUCCCUCAGACCUUCAGUCACCUCCCCUACUUCUUUCGUUUCUUCCCCUAGACCGUCAGUUACGCCCCCCAGUUCUUUUGUUUCUUCCCUUAGGCCUUCAAUCACUUCCCCUACUACUUCCCCCAAACCUUCAUUCGUAUCUUCCAGACCUUCAGUUAUAUCCCCUACUGGUUUUGUUUCUUCCCCAAGACCUUCAAUUACGUCUCCAGCUUCUUUCAUUUCUUCCCUAAGACCCUCAGUAACGUCCUCCAGUCCUUUUGUUUCAUCUCCAAGACCUCCAGUUUCUUUCUUAACACCUUUAGUUUCUUCUCCAAGACCGGCAGUAACUGCUUCCAAUCCUUUUGUUUCCUCCCUUAUUCCCCUCGUUUCUUCACCCAUACCUUCUGUCUCGUCCCCAACUUCUUUUGUUUCUUCUCCUAGACCAUCGGUCACCUCUCCUACGUCUUUCUUUUCUUCUCCCAAUUCUUUUGUUACAUCUCCCAGACCUUUUAUAUCCUCUGCUCAACCUCAGGUCACGUCCCCUAAACCCUUUGUUACCUCUGCCACGCCAUCUAAUCCCAAUCCCUUUAUUCUGUCUCAGCGGCCUACUACCAAUUCAAAUCCUUUCGCCACGUCCUCUCGUCCUUCGUUUUCGUCACCAAGCCAAUCUGGUACUCCAUCAAAUGCUUUUGGUAUUCCUUCAAGUUUUGGGACAACUUCUGGUACUUCUUCACCUUUUGGUACAUCUCCUAGUAUCUUCCAUACUUCCCCAAGUCCUUUUGUUACAACUUCAAGGCCGUUUGUCACAUCAUCUAACAAUUUUCCAUCGUCUCCUUUUAUUUCUUCCCGCCAGCCAAUUGUAACAUCCUCUCAGCCUGCUGUUACUUCCCCUCAUUCAGCUAUCACUUCUUCUCAUUCCGCUGUCACUUCCCCUCAUUCAGCUGUCACCUCUGCUCGCCCUGCUGUCACUUCCCCUCGUCCAGUUGUCACUACUUUCCUAUCCAACACCACUCCUCAGACUUCUGCAAGCUUCUCGUUCCAGCCACUUUCUGCACGACCAACCUCAGUGGUAUCACUCAAUCCACAGCAAGGAUCAUCUAUUUCUAACCACCCAGAUGAAAUUUUCACACUCCAUAAUGCUCCUAAGACACCUUUCAAAGGAUUUUCUUUCCAGUCCUUCCAUCCAGGAUUAUCUUCAAGCACUGCAAUCCAGCUUGGUGGUUCAGAAGGACUAUCUGGGGAUGAAUUCAGAAAAUUACAACCUUCAUCUUUACCUCCACGAAAACCAUCUCGAGUAUCCCUCUCUCCUAUCCCCUCUACAGCACCAACUUCCUUGUCAACUUUCCCCCAAACAGCUUUCCCGGCUGACUUUGGUUCUGUCAUCCACUCACGGCCAACUUUCUCUACUACUCUUCCUCCUCCUGCGCUAACAACCCCAAGGUUUGCAGUAACACCUUCUCCAUCACAAAUAAAUUUAGAUCCUCCUUCACCUACAACUUUCAGCCCAAGGCCUUUCCCCCCUCCACAACCUUCACUUCAACCUCCGCCAAGCCACUUCGGCUCUUCUCAGCCUCGUCCUGGUGUUCAAUCAAUCUCCACCAAACGACCAAAUCUUCCUUCUUUGACUUUCACGGCUCCUGACACAUUCCAGUUUCUCAAAGUAUCACCAAAAGGUGAAUUUAGCACUCAGAGUUCAGGUACGAUACAGCCAGAGCCAACGACCUUCAGAGGUCCUUUUCUUCAGUUCUUUUCCACACCUGCGUCAUCUUCCACACCUUCUCCCUUCCAGAGGACAUCAAAUGUUCAGAGACUUAACUCUCCUUCAAUAUCCACUUCUUCGAGACCGUCAACGUUCACAUCAUUCCAGGCCCCAGGUCGAGCAUCGCCUACACCUACUGUCAGAUCUUUUGUGCCUACAUCUCCUCCAGGGCACUCUCGCAGUUUCCGGUCUACAACUACUUUGCCACCCUUCCUUGCUGCCUUUUCUACCUCUUCAGAUGACCCAGAAAAACUUCGAAAUCGUGCACCGGAGAAUACUCUACCUUCACCACCAAUCAUUGAAAUUGGGGGAUUUGUUCCAAUGAAAAUAUCCAAGACAAACACAAAUGAUCAACCUGUAAAACCAUCAGAGAUCUUAACGCCCCCUCCUCCGCUUCCAUCAUCAUUUGGGGAUAGAGACCCGUCUACAUCCUUUGUCCCCAAUCUUACAACCCCUCAGCGUCCCCCUACCACCUCAAGACCUGUUGUCACCAGCCCCACCUCACAGCCUGCAGUCACAACAGAGUUCAACCUUCAGACAACUCCAAGGACCGUGUUUAACACUGCACGACCACCACAAACAAUCACAGGCUCCAACUUCUUCCUGAAUAGUUUCAGAUCGGCGUCUCCUCCUCCAAAGACUGUAACAACUGUACUCCCACGCACCACCAGACGACCGCGCACAACCUUACAACCCAAGACCCAUUCCUUCAGCAGCCCUAUCACGACGACAAGGCCCAACGCUAUUUCAACGUCACCAAACCCAAGAAAAAACAACAGCUUCGACGAAAUACAACAGAACGAGCCCAGAAAGCAGUUCCUGUCCUCCGCUCCCAGGCAGCAGACUGUUGUACCCAAGGUAACUACAGCUUCGCCUCCUUCACCUACGAGCGCUAGUAGGAGUAAAAGCACAAGCUCCAAAGGGUUUAAGGUUUCUGCAGCGCACGCAGGGAAGUCGUUCAUAUUUGUGCGGAACGGCCAGAGCGAAUACCGGGUGGUAUGGGCGUAGUGCUCGCGUACUUUUCGGUUCAGCUGGUGCAAUAUGGACGUGCGAUGCGGCGUGAGCUUGAAUUUGCUUGCAGUGCCAGGGCUCUUGGGUCAUGACUGCUGGUCACUGGCUCAUGGCUUGCCUCGGAGGCGCUGUCGGUGGCGGACAUGUUGGCUUGGAAUCUGGCUUUUUAUUCUCCAAUGGAACAAUACAAAAGGAGUGAGGCUUGAAUGUCACUUAGAAAGGGAUAAAUAGGUCAAGUAAUCAAGUAAAAUGAACAGCAAGGUUGAAAUGGACAGGGAAAAGUAUGAAAAUAAGUGAAAGAAAAAAAUGAAAAUGAAAAACUAAAAUGAAAAAAAGUAACUAAUAGAGGAGAGGGAACGAAAAGAGACGAAGUGCAAAUAGAAGGAAUCCCUCGACCC